AUGUGUGUGGGGGGGCACCCUCUUGAAGCUGCCUUCAUUUUGUCUCUGCCCUCCACUCUUCUGGUCUUUCUUGGGCAGCCCUUCUUUGUUCCCUUCUGCACCUCUCUGCCUUUUUUUUUGAGAGUUAUUGUAGACCUCGACUGCUUAGAUAAUGGUUAUAAAUCGUCUGACCUGUUCUCUCUCUUUAUUUUUUUUUUGCUUGGAAAAUUUUAUGCCCUUGUUCUGACAGAUACACUUUGUGUUUUGUUUUGUUUUUGUAUUGGAAUGGAAUGGAAAUUGAUUCGGGGCAAUCCAGAACCCUAUAACUUGCUCUCCUCUUGUAUUCCUUUCUUGCUCCAAGUGGGAACAAAGUUGUAG
Molecule: messenger RNA, 357 nt
Organism: Podarcis lilfordi (Lilford's wall lizard)
Lineage: Eukaryota; Metazoa; Chordata; Lepidosauria; Squamata; Lacertidae
Source: the annotation of a GenBank genome assembly